Molecule: messenger RNA, 3337 nt
Organism: Haliotis rubra (blacklip abalone)
Lineage: Eukaryota; Metazoa; Mollusca; Gastropoda; Lepetellida; Haliotidae
Product: RNA/RNP complex-1-interacting phosphatase-like
Exons: 11
Coding region: 336-1175 (279 amino acids)
Biological process (GO): protein dephosphorylation
Molecular function (GO): polynucleotide 5'-phosphatase activity; protein tyrosine/serine/threonine phosphatase activity
Source: RefSeq, a predicted model, not a curated record
CCGGAGCCACACGUUUCCGUCUCAAAAGACUAAAGUGAAAAUAGGGUUCUCAGAUAAACUUACGCGGGUUUUAAAAUAGGUUUGUUGCAACACAUUUCGUCAGGAGAUUUACUGAAUUCAAAAUGCCGCCACCAGACAGAUAUCCAAUGUGAGAACAGCUUAAUAGAAAUAAUGAAGUGUCGCAAACUGAAACAAGGGCCAUGGCCACACCAUCUGCCUUUACAGCAUCUGGUGUUAGUGCUAGGCAUAGGCUUUCAACAGACCGAAUAAUUAUGGAAUUUUGACGUUUGCUCAUACAAUUCAAACUUUUGCACUUAAAGUUACUAUAAUCUGAAAUGUAUUUGUGGCAUUGCUUAGCACUAACACAAAGGUUAGUGAUGAAAGCAGUUCCAAAGUUGGAGUUUGUCAAAAGGAGGACUGCCUCCCAGUUUGGGAGAAACAUCACAGGAGUUAAAGGAUGGGAAAAAUACACAGCACUUGGUAAUGUUAUAAAGGGGACAAGGAUCGUGUGCUUCAAGGUGCCCCUCAAAUAUCCUUUGGUUGAAAAGUUACCAGAAGAAGAAAGAUUCACCCCAACGGCCUUGGUAAAAAAGAUGGCUGACUCAGGCCACAACCUUGGACUUGUGAUAGAUCUGACCUUUACCAGAAAGUACUACAACUCUAAGGAGCUGACAGACAAAGGCGUCCAGUACGAGAAGAUAUUCACCAAGGGGCAUGAAGUCCCCAACGACUUUGUGUUUGGCAGAUUUGCACAUGUGAUUGAUCAAUAUUUGGAACAAAGCUCAGACAGCACAUCAGUGGUUGGCAUCCAUUGUACCCAUGGUGUGAACAGGACCGGCUAUCUGGUCUGCAGGUACAUGGUGGAGAGCCUCAGUAUGCCACCUGAUGAUGCUAUUGCAGCCUUCAAUGAGGCACGAGGACAUGAUGUGGAGAGGGAGAACUAUAUCGAGGACCUCCGCACCAGGACACCAGGUGAGAAAACCCCAUUUGAUCCAUCUGCCGCUCCGCCUGAGGAUACCUCACCUGACACUAACAACAGAAGGAUGAUGGACAAGUUCUCGCACCUGGAUACAAGGCAGAAAACUCCUACAGUAAACUUCUGGAAAAACAUCGUAGUCCCUAUGACAACCAGAAUUCCAAUCAUUCACAGCAGAGUGAGCGAGAUCACGAGAUGAGGCCUCACCGAGGUCAGCCAAGGAACGACGGCAGGAGGUCACAACCAUGGCAACAGAGAUAUGGUGAUGGUGGUGGUGGCUAUCCAGGGAAUUGUUAUAGUAGUUACCGAGGCAAUGACAAUCGCUGCCACCAAGGUUAUGGGGGUUACCAAGGUAACAGGUAUGGUGGUUACGGUCAAUCUACCCACUAUGAUAGCCACAAACGUAGGCGUCGCAUGGCGGAGAUCAUUAUCAGAAUAAUGAUUAUGCUUAUGAUGGGAACUAUUCAUACGAUGUUGACUUUUCUCAAGAGGAAGGUCAUGGACAGAAUGGAAUGAACAGUAAAAAAAGUGCAUAUAUAAAGCAACAUUGGAACAAUGAAGACUACCGAAGCCCAAUGAAGUAUGCAGACUGGUCAGCUGAUGACACAGAUCGGUAUGACAGAAGUGGGUGGAGCAGUGGUCCUAGGGGUGGCAGGCGGAAGCAGGGGGGUUAUAACCGAGGGGGAUACAACCGAGGGGGUUACAAGCAGGGGGGGUAUAACCGAGGGGGCCACAACCAAGGUGGUUGGAGUUGAGGCUGUGACCCACCGGUGUGACCCAAAACUGCCUGUGAUGACAACUCCUUAUGUUGUACUAUUUUAUGUGUAUAUCCAUUUGAGUAGAUUAAUCUGCUUAAAAAAAUGUGUUAAAAAUACUCAUGAGAAAUGAUUCACAAGAAAAAGAUAAUUCCCCUCUGCAGCUUCUGUAUGUUUUGGGCAAAAGGAUAUUCCUAGCAGCUGCCAGCAUGACAACAUAAUAUGUCUGCUUGCAUCAUGAUGAAUAUGAAAACCAGGACAUCCUGAUCUCUUUGAUGAACAUUUUAGGACAACUGGUAGCUCACUUUUAACCAUCCUCGAUAAUCUCCAGGGUAUACAUUACGAUAAAUUUCACUAGUACCCUGGAUGCAUCUAUGGCUCAGCCCUAUAAUUUUAUUAUCUCCCUUUGCUGGUUAUGCCUUCUCACAGAAGCCAAUCAGAUACGCUGUUACAACCGAGCUUGCCAGUGUCAACAAAGAUAGCGGCCACAGCCGUGAAGAUUUGCUCGCUGUGCGACUCAGAUUUAGGGAAAAAAUCAUGCAGACAAACUGACAGAUCUGAAACCUUAAAAAAAUAUAUGCAAGAACUCCUAUCUCUUUCAGGGUACCUCUGCAACAAUUGUGUUGCCAAGUUUAAUAAGUUAGAUAAAAGAAGCGAAAGUGAGUUAUGAUAGAAGCCUUGUGAUUGUAGGCUCAACUUCCCAGCAUAGACACCUGAUUGGAUUAAAAGCUAGCAAAGGGAGGUAAUAAAGUAGACGUAUCAAUUAUCGAGGAUGUUUUUUACCAGAGGACCAUUUAUUGCAUGCCAACACGACUAUGCCAAGUGUUCAUGAUUGAGAAUUUUUGGGAAAGGAAAUAUUGUGUUGUGUGAAGCAUUAUUUAUUAUAUGCAUAGAAUGUGAAUCAAAAAGGUAACAAACAGUUGUGCUGGCACAUGACUAAAUUGGAAUCACUUAAACCACCCAGGUGCAAAUUAUCGGGUCACCUUCAUUGCAGAUGAUCUUAAAUAUUUCCAAUGGAUUUUAUAUUAUCUUCAGCCAUCAAGAAUAUGUUUUUAAUUAAUGCCCCCAAAAAUAUAUUUUAUCUUUAUGACUUGAGACUUUCUGGAGUAUCACUGUAACUUGUAAUUACUAAGUUUAUAUCUUUUUCUAGUGUCCCCCUCUGUGAUGUUGAUGGAAUAUUGCUAGAAGCGAUGUAAAACCUUACUCACUCGGUUUAAUAACUGGUUUGUAAAAAGCCCUUCACAAAUACAGGUCUAGGUUGAAGGUAAGCCUGGUCAAUGUGUUUUGCAUAUGUUUUAAGAAUAUCAAUGGACUAGUGUAACUUGUAAUACCAUGUCCUACCCAAAACAAGAAAUAUAAUUCAAUAGCCAGCUUAUGACAAGAAAAAGGAAGCAGGGGGUGUCGGGGGUCAGUCCCACAUACACAUUAUCACCCUUGAGUCACUCUGUGGAACAACAUCGCAGAGGUCAUUUCCAUCUAAUGUACAGGUUAUUUGUCUCUUAUGGCAAGCAUUGGGUACUGAGGGGUUAUUUUGCCUUGAUAUACGCAGUGGAGAGUCAGAUUAUGUUAAUAUGAUACAGAUGAAUAAAAUUUUUUGUAAAAUGUC